Molecule: messenger RNA, 999 nt
Organism: Babjeviella inositovora NRRL Y-12698
Lineage: Eukaryota; Fungi; Ascomycota; Pichiomycetes; Serinales
Gene: VRG4
Product: GDP-mannose transporter
Exons: 1
Coding region: 1-999 (332 amino acids)
Cellular component (GO): Golgi apparatus
Molecular function (GO): antiporter activity; GDP-mannose transmembrane transporter activity
Source: RefSeq, a predicted model, not a curated record
AUGGACAAGAAAGAAACCUCCCCAGCUGCUUUAGCUACCGCAGCCAACUCUAUCGUCAACAAUGGCCCUGUCGCAAUCGGUGCCUACUGUUUUUCGUCCAUCUUGAUGACCGUCACCAACAAGUACGUCGUCUCGGGCAGCGACUUCAACCUUAACUUCUUUUUGCUUGCGGUGCAGUCGACCGUGUGUAUCUUGACGAUUUCCGUGCUCAAGUAUUCUGGGACCAUCACGUACCGCCAGUUCAACCCGACCGAUGCAAAGCAGUGGUCGCCAAUUGCAUUCAUGUUGGUCGUGAUGAUCUACACCUCCUCCAAGGCGUUGCAGUCGCUUUCCAUUCCGGUGUACACCAUCUUCAAGAACCUCACCAUUAUCUUGAUUGCUUACGGUGAGGUUAUCUGGUUCGGUGGCCAGGUCACCUCCAUGGCGUUGUCUUCGUUCCUCUUGAUGGUGCUCUCCUCCUUCAUCGCCUGUUACGGUGACAACAAGGCGACCUCCGAUUUGGGCUUGGGUAUCGGCUACAUCUGGAUGUUCGCCAACUGUAUCUCUUCUGCUGGGUUUGUGUUGGUCAUGAGAAAGAGAAUCAAGUUGACCAACUUCAAGGACUUUGACACCAUGUACUACAACAACCUUUUGUCCAUCCCAAUGUUGUUGAUCUCCUCUUUUGUCUUGGAGGACUGGUCCUACGACAACUUGCGGUUGAACUUCCCACCAGCCACCAGAAACAUCAUGAUCUUCUCCAUGAUCUUCUCCGGGAUGUCUUCCAUCGGUAUUUCUUACUGCUCCGGCUGGUGUGUCAGAGUUACAUCUUCCACCACCUACUCCAUGGUCGGCGCCUUGAACAAGUUGCCAAUUGCCUUGUCCGGGUUGGUGUUUUUCGACGCCGCCAUUAACUUCUGGUCUGUCUCGUCUAUUUUCCUCGGUUUCUUGGCUGGUAUUGUCUACGCCGUGGCCAAGGAGCAACAGAAGAAGCAGGAGGUUUCCUUGCCAACGCAGAAGUAA